AGUUGGCAGUGUCAUCGUAUACCAAAGGAUCUAGAUUACUUGAUCCAUCCAAUAUUGUGUGGCGUGUGGGAAGCUGAAAAUUGAAUGCGUUCUAGCGCCUAAUAAGCAUUGAAUCGACACUGUUUCGAAAGCUGUAUAAAAGCCGGGACAAGCGCUUCAAAAUUCAGUUCGGAAGCGACCGCCAUCGGUACACUUCCAACACAUUCAUCGCGAAAGGAAGAAAACCACUCCAAACAGCACACAGUUACUAUGAAUAACUGGCGUUUACUACUACUUGCGGUAGUCGCUGUAGUUCAACCUAUUGCAUCUUUCACCGAUCGCAAUCUCAUUGAUGGCAGGCAGCAGUGUUGCGAUCAUCCGUCUUCUACUCCGCUUCGAGAUACGAGGUCCUCGCUUCGUGGAACAUACCGGCUCAGCGAUACUACAUCUGCACUACGAGGCUUAAGCGAUCGCGAUGAAAUUCGCCAAUACCGUCGUUCUACAGAGAAAAGGCUGCUAGAAGACCGGGAAAGGGCUGCAAGACAAGAUCCCUCUCCAACAGCCAGAUCUACACGAGUUGAAUACCGUCUUGAACGAUCUGAGAAUUCCCUAAGUCGGGGCCGCUUGCUGGACGAACGUCAAAGGGACUCUGCUCGUUAUAGUCGAGAUCUGAAACCUCAAGAAUUCACCCGCAGGGUUGUCGAUCGUUCCUCCAGGAAUAAUGUAGAUCGUCGUGAUGCAACUGAAUCAACUCGCGACGGCUCCUUUAGAAAUGACUACAGAACAGACCGAUUGGCCAAUGAACGCUUGCCCGAAAACUUACUCGAAACUCGACGUGAAAUGCAAUUCAGAUCUGGAGAUCGUAGGAUCUCUUUGAAUCGAGAUGCACGACUUAUCGUCCGAACAAAAGCAGACGAAACAACUUUGGAAGUACCUGACAACAUGAACACUCGACAGCGUUUUACAAGGGAAAGAAGUGCAGUACGGCGCGAAUCUUCAACUCGAUCGGGCACAGAGCGUUAUAAUCUAGAUAUGGAUUCAUAUCGACGCGAGCAGCGGAACACCGACCAGAAUACUCGAUUAGAUCGAAUUCGUAACAUGCGCGUCGGUCUUAAUACUCGUGAGGUAAACCGAGAAAUACGACGCAUUAGCUAUCUGCGGUCAAACGAUAAAUUUGGCGAACGUCGAGGACAAAAUAAGGAAAAUUCUGAAAGGCGAGAAUUUGAGCGAACUCAGGUAGCCCGACGUGAUACGCGUAAUUCUCGAAUUCUGAACAUUGAAAAUGAGAGGAACACGAAUGAUCGAAAAAAUGUACGUGACUCCCGAAUUAUCAAUACCCUGAACAGGAGGGAAGUUGAUGUUCGUCGGGAAAUAAAUGUUCGGGAUGAAAUCAGGGAAAACCUUGAACAGAGACAAUCUCGCGAGAGAAUCCUUGCAGAUCGAAGAAAUAUACGCGAAACCAGGAACACGAAUACCCUAAGAGACAGACAACUAGACAAUCGACAAGAAAUCCGGCUUAGCGAGAGGGACUCCCGAAACACUCAAGAUGAAAGGGAUAAUCGAGUACAGGUUCAUCGAAGAGAUAUCCGAGAAUUCAGAUUAAUGAACAAUUUUGAAACCCGAAAUGGCCGACGUGUUGAUACCAGACGAGAAAUUAGGUCCAGCAAUUUAAGGGACACCCGUGAGGGAAAUAAUUUAAAUACUGAGUCAAGGCUUUCCAGGGAAAUGAUUGAGAUGAGAAACGUUCGAGGUAAUGACGACAGCCGACGAGAAAUAAGGUACGACGAGAGCAGGUUCACCGAUAGAAGGGGUGAGAUUAGACAAGACAGCGAACAAAUAAACUCUCGAUUGAGGUCUCAGAUGGACCGAAGGACCCAAGAACAUAGAAACAUGAAUAUUAAUGUAAACCGACGCGUGAGAGAUACUGAAAGUCAACGGGAAAUCCGAAACGAAGCUAGGGUAAGUCCUGACUACAGGUUAUCUCGUGAGCGAGCGCAAAUGGAACGGGGAGAUAUCCGCGAAUCUAGAACUAUUAUUACCCCACAUGAACGAGAUACUGGCAGUCGACAGGAAAUCCGAAACGAAGCUAGGUUGCAUUCUGAGAAUAGGGUAAGUCCCGACUACAGAUUAUUCCGUGAGCGAACGCAAAUGGAACGGCGAGAUGUCCGCGAAUCCAGAAAUGUUAUCACCCGAUCUGAACGAGACACUGCCAGUCGACAGAAAAUCCGAAACGAAGCUAGGUUGCAAAGGGAGAAUAGGGCAAGUCCCGACUUCAGAUUAUCUCGAGAGCGAUCGCAAAUGGAACGACGAGAUUCCCGCGAAUCUAGAAAUGUUAAUACCCAACCUGAACGACACACUGGCAGUCGACAGGAAAUCCGAAACGAAGUUAGGUUGCAAAGGGAGAAUAGGGGAAGUCCCGACUAUAGAUUAUCUCGUGAACGAACGCAAAUGGAACGGGGAGUUAUCCGCGAAUCUAGAACUAUUAUUACCCCACAUGAACGAGAUACUGACAGUCGACAGGAAAUCCGAAACGAAGCUAGGUUGCAAUCGGAGACCAGGGUAAAUCCCAACUACAGAUUAUCUCGUGAGCGAUCGCAAAUGGAACGACGAGAUGUCCGCGAAUCCAGAAAUGUUAUCACCCAACCUGAACGAGACACUGGCAGUCGACAGGAAAUCCGAAACGAAGCUAGGUUGAAUUCUGAGAAUAGGGUAAGUCCCGACUACAGAUUAUCUCGUGUCCGAAUGCAAAUGGAACGGCGAGAUAUCCGCGAAUCUAGAACCAUUGUCACCCCACAUGAACGAGAUACUGGAAGUAGACAAGAAAUCCGAAACGAAGCUAGGUUGCAAAGGGAGAAUAGAGCAAGUCCCGACUACAGGUUAUCUCGUGAGCGAACGCAAAUCGAACGGCGGGAUAUCCGCGAAUCUAGAAAUGUUAUCACCCUACAUGAACGAGACACUGGCAGUCGACAGGAGAUCCGAAACGAAGCUAGGUUAAAUUCUGAGAAUAGGGUAAGUCCCGACUACAGGUUAUCUCGUGAGCGAACGCAAAUCGAACGGCGAAAUACCCGCGAAUCUCGAAAUGUUAUCACUCCACAUGACAGAGUAAGUUCUGACAGUCGACGAGAAAUAAGGGACAACGAAAGGGUUUCUAGAGCAUCUCGCGAAGAAAUGAGGGAAAGUCCCGACCGCUACAUGACUCGAGAAGGCAGGGAAUUAGACCGACGAAAUAUUCGCGAAUCGAGAAUGUAUCGAUUCACUACACGGAAUGAGAGACGCAUUGAGAGGGACACGGAGAAUCGAAGGCUAUCUGACCAGGUUCGUGGAAAUCUUCUAAGUAGGAUGAGCCGAUUGGAAUCAAGAUCAACUGACAGAGUUACUGCCGAAGAUAGAGACAAUGCUAUGUUGGACCGAAGAACUCGUUCAGUGGACCGCCGGCACUUCCGAGAUGUUAGGGACGAAACUAGACUGAGCCGAACAGAACGUGCAAACAGCAUUGAAAAUAGGGAACGCGAAUCAAUUGACUCACGGUCCCGAAAUCUUAAGAUAGCUUUGGCUUCUGAGAGGACAAAUUCCGUGAUGGUUGAAAAGAUGGACACUGAGAACAAUUUCGGUAUAGCUAACUGGCAGUACGUUCUGUACACAUUGCAGGCCGCUUACCUAUGCGCUCUCUUUGUACAAAUGCUGAAACCGAAUCACACUGAAAAACCACGAAAAAUGAAACUUCACUGGCUGCCAAUGUCUUCUCAAUACAACCCCAUCAAGGUGGACUAAACGACAAACCCUAUGGACUUCUCAGCUAUUUAAAUAUUACUUGUAGAAAAUUUCAUGUUAUUAAAGAUGUCUAUUCUAAUGUACUCUUAGAAAAUAAAUAAUUAUUGUGUGUUAUAGA
Helicoverpa armigera (cotton bollworm) is the source of this 3868-nucleotide messenger RNA. Its product is annotated as trichohyalin. Bases 250 to 3750 code for a protein of 1166 amino acids. The record is from RefSeq and is a predicted model, not a curated record. Lineage: Eukaryota; Metazoa; Arthropoda; Insecta; Lepidoptera; Noctuidae. The transcript has 3 exons.